AUGACAAACGAAGGAUUUAUCCUCUUCUUCUUUCCCCCCUACAGCACCUGGAAAAUUAGCAUCUACUCUAUCUCUUGCGUUAACUCGUGCAAGGAUUACCCCAUCACUUGUUCCACCAGCAGAUCUGGGAACCCGGGCGUCGUUGUGCUUCUCGAGACUCAUCAACCCUCGGAUAGUUUCCUUGUGAUCUUAGUACUUCUCAAAGUUCUAUAA
Morchella importuna is the source of this 213-nucleotide messenger RNA. RefSeq lists its product as uncharacterized. Lineage: Eukaryota; Fungi; Ascomycota; Pezizomycetes; Pezizales; Morchellaceae. The transcript has 3 exons. The record is from RefSeq and is a predicted model, not a curated record. Bases 1 to 213 code for a protein of 70 amino acids.